CCGCCCCUGCUGUUCCCGCCCCCGGGCCUGGGACGCCCCUGGCACCCACCCUCGCUCCUCCCUCGGGCCAGCCCUGCGCCCCAGGACCUCUGCUGACCCCUUUCGCAGUGCCCAGGCCUCUCCCGCACCCCAGCCCCUCCCCCAAACCGCGAGACCCUCUCCGGCCCUUCUCAACGACCAGGCCUCUCCUGCACCCCAGGGCCUCUCUCCCAGCCCUCUCCAAAACCCGUUUUCUCCCUGCACCGGAGCCCCUCGGCCUCUCUGUUCCCCCACGCCCUCCCUGCCCUCGCCCACUCUCCUGGCACCUCCUUCCUGCCCACCGCUCUCCGGUACCCCAGCUUUGCUCUGCUUCUUUCCCCGACCUCAGGCCUUCCUCCAGGUUUUCUGUCCCGAGGUCCUGGGUCUCCAGGACUUGCUCCCAGGCCCUACCCUAGACCCCAGGCCCUCGGCUCUCCUUGCCCCGGCCCUGUGGUGCCAGCCGUGUUCUGCCCUCACCCAUAGUCCCCGGCCUCAGUGCUUGCGCCCCAUGGCACCCCCUCUCCAUUUGCCGCCAGCCUUCUGUCUCCUCCAGACCCCUCUCCCAGCGAUGUAGCCUCUCCUGAUGCCUCUGCCGCUCCCCCACCUUGCCGGGCCCCAUCCACCCCUCUGCGGGGCACAGGUGGGCCUGGAGCGCCAUGAUGUGCAGGCUACAGGGCCCACCUGAGUGCCACCCAGCUUCUGGGAGCCUCCCAGCCUGUGCCCAGCUGUGCCUCCAGGCUGCCUGCUGUCUGUCAGAGACAGCAUGGUCCACAGAACAGCAUGGGGCCCGACAGAGUGACAGCCCGAGAGCUGUGUGAGAACGACGACCUGGCCACCAGCCUGGUCCUCGACCCCUACCUCGGCUUCCGCACUCAUAAGAUGAACAUCAGCCCAGUGCCCACCCUGCGGCGACAACAGCACCUGCGCUCGGCGCUGGAGGCCUUCCUAAGGCAGCGGGACCUGGAGGCUGCAUACCGGGCCCUGACACUGGGAGGCUGGAUGACUCACUACUUCCAGAGCCGGGCCCCGAGGCAGGAGGCCGCCCUCAAGACCCAUGUGUUUCGCUACCUCCGUGCCUUCCUGCCUGAAAGUGGCUUCACAAUCCUGCCCUGUACCCGCUACUCCAUGGAGACCAACGGGGCCAAGAUUGUGUCCACCCGUGCUUGGAAGAAGAACGAGAAGCUGGAGCUGCUGGUGGGCUGCAUCGCGGAGCUGCGGGAGGCUGACGAGGACCUGCUGCGGGCCGGUGAGAACGACUUCAGCAUCAUGUACUCCACCCGCAAGCGCAGUGCACAGCUGUGGCUCGGCCCUGCUGCCUUCAUCAACCAUGACUGCAGACCGAACUGCAAGUUUGUGCCUGCAGACGGAAAUGCAGCCUGCGUGAAGGCGCUGCGAGACAUCGAGCCGGGGGAUGAGGUGACAUGCUUCUACGGCGAUGGCUUCUUCGGUGAGGAGAAUGAGCACUGUGAAUGCUACACCUGUGAGAGGAAGGGCCAAGGAGCUUUCCGCCUGCAGCAGCCCGGGGAGCCCGAGCUGCCACCACAGCCCACUGACAAGUACUUGUUCCGGGAGACCAAGCGGCGUUUGCAGCGGGCCCAGGAUGGCAGCUGCCAGAGCCUAGUAGGCCCACGGGCCUGUAACCACUUGUCCCCCCUGCGCUGGGACCCGUUCUGCGCUGUCUGCCAGCCCCUGCGCCUGCCUGCCUGCACCUCUCCUUUGGACAGCUUGCCGCUCUGGCUCCAGUGGCUGCCCCAGGCCCAGCCCCGAGUGCGUCCCAGGAAGCGCCGACGCCCCCGGCCCCAGCAGGCCCGGGUGCCCCCUGCCAUCCGUGAGGCUCAGGUCUCCCUGCACCGCUGGGGAGGCUGCAGCCCACACUGCCGCUUGCAGGGGGAAGCCCUGGUGGCCCUGGGGCUGCCCCACUGCGCCCGCUGGGCCCCGCAGCAGGACUGGCACUGGGCACGCCAGUAUGGGCUGCCUUCCGUGGUACGUGUGGACCUUAGCCGCCUGGCCCCAGCCCCACCAGCCACCCCUUCCCCCGCCAGCACCCCAGGCCCCAGCCCCUCUCCAGCCCCUAUUCCCAAGCAGGCCCUUGCCUUUGCCUCCUUCUCUCCACCCCGGCGCCUGCGGCUCGUGGUGAGCCAUGGCUCCAUCGCCCUGGAUGUCAACAGUGAGGUGUUGUGAUGGGCAGUGGGCUGCGCGAGGAAGAGUUGCCCUCCCAUCCCCAGGGGUCUGACCCCCACUCUGUGACUGCUUCCCCUGAGCCACUCUCCCCAGCAGGAAGCUCUGGCCUUUGCUGCCCUUGCUGCCCCUCCCCCACCUCAGGACUACGGGAGCCCCUCUUCCCUCCUCCACUCUUCCCAGGGAGCAAAGCCAUAAGAGAGUGGGGCCACCCCAUGGCAUCUCCCCAGAAGCCAGGCCUCUAGGAGGUGGAACCAGGGGUUGGUCCUCCAGGUUGGGGAAUGGGUUUGCUCUGCCCUGCAGCUGUCCAGGGUGGGGGACAGUGGGUGGGGAGUGUCAGGGGCUCGUCCCCUCACUGCCCAGAGGUCUCAGGGAGGCUGGGUGCGACCUCAUUUUUCUAUGGUGCUAUCCCUGGUGCUACUAGGGUGUGGGGGGUUCCCUCCCCUCGCCACACCAGAGUGGGGUAUGUUGAGGGAUUAAAACCACUUGAACUUAUUUUAUUAAAACCUUGUUAU
Octodon degus (degu) is the source of this 2711-nucleotide messenger RNA. It is a transcript of the gene Kmt5c, whose product is annotated as lysine methyltransferase 5C. Gene Ontology annotation, molecular function: histone H4K20 methyltransferase activity; protein binding. The transcript is spliced from 9 exons. Bases 799 to 2199 code for a protein of 466 amino acids. The record is from RefSeq and is a predicted model, not a curated record. Lineage: Eukaryota; Metazoa; Chordata; Mammalia; Rodentia; Octodontidae. Gene Ontology annotation, cellular component: nucleus.